AUGCAAUUUCUGAAGCGACGCACCAUUCCGUCGAGGCGACGGCGAACCCCCGUUUCUCCAGUGUCUUCGGUCUCGACAAUCACUGAGUUCAGAGAGACCACGAAAGAAGCGGAAGACGAUCUGCGUCUGUCAGCAGAAUUUCUGGGUUCUUCAUCGGGAGCGAAAACUAAAGGACCCCGCGAAACACGGCGCACACGAAACACCAUUCGACGGAGCACAACAGCGCUUGCAGUCGAUGGCAAUAAAACCGAUUCUCAAGCCACGCUCAGUGUGCUGUUAUCCCUAACGAGUUGCGUGGUGCCUCCGUCGCUCACGCCCGAUGACGCUGCGCUGUCUGUGGCUCUGAAGAGUUCGCCGCCGCUGAUUCUUCGUGAGCUGCUGGAGAAGCGUUUGCUUCCGUGUACUGCGGGGGUCGGUGGGAAGCUCCUUUCUCUGCUUCUUGUCGAGCGAUUCUUUCUGUUAUCUGCACCGUAUCGUGCAGCGGUUGUGGCUUUUCGUCGUUUUCUGCUUCACCUCUAG
Messenger RNA from Toxoplasma gondii ME49, 519 nucleotides. RefSeq lists its product as hypothetical. The coding region runs from base 1 to 519 and encodes 172 amino acids. The transcript is spliced from 2 exons. Lineage: Eukaryota; Apicomplexa; Conoidasida; Eucoccidiorida; Sarcocystidae. The record is from RefSeq and is a predicted model, not a curated record.